AUGGCCUCCGCGACCUCAUUCUACGAAUUUGAGCCCGUCGACAAGAAGGGCGAGGCUUUCCCCCUCACCUCCCUCAAGGGCAAGGUCGUCCUCGUGGUGAACACCGCCUCCAAGUGCGGCUUCACCCCGCAGUUCGAGGGCCUCGAGAAGCUUUACCAGACCAUGAAGACCCGCUACCCCGACCAGUUCACCAUUAUCGGAUUCCCCUGCAACCAGUUCGGCGGCCAAGAUCCUGCCUCCAACGACGAGAUCCAAUCCUUCUGCCAGCUCAAUUACGGCGUGACCUUCCCAGUUCUCGGCAAGCUCGACGUGAACGGCAGCGACGCCGCUCCCAUCUUCACCUGGCUGAAGGAGCAGAUGCCGGGCGUUAUGGGCUACAAGCCCAUCAAGUGGAACUUUGAGAAGUUCCUGGUUUCCGCCGAUGGAAAGGUCGUUCAGCGCUGGAGCAGCUUGACCAAGCCGGCUUCCCUUGAGGAACCGAUCCAGAAGGAGAUCGAGAAGGCUAAGGCGGCUGGCACCCUUACUUCUGGCGAGGAAGCUAAGCUUUCCUAA
Molecule: messenger RNA, 552 nt
Organism: Penicillium argentinense
Lineage: Eukaryota; Fungi; Ascomycota; Eurotiomycetes; Eurotiales; Aspergillaceae
Product: glutathione peroxidase
Exons: 2
Coding region: 1-552 (183 amino acids)
Biological process (GO): response to oxidative stress
Molecular function (GO): glutathione peroxidase activity
Source: RefSeq, a predicted model, not a curated record